UAACUAUGGAAACGGGCGCGGAUACAGUGAUAACCCGAGCUGAUGAGCACGAUUCUUCUUUGACUUAGUAGCCGGGYUUUAGUUUGCUCGAUCAAAAAAUAUACAAACAAAACUCGCAGUGUCACGUUAGACCAGUCCGACAAUGAUUCAGCGACUAAUUUUGCGUUUCGGCUCGCUGCUCAACCAUCGGUAGCUAGCGCGUGCGCCGACUCUGUGGCUUUAAAAUCGGAAUAAAACGAACCUGAACAAAGUAACGCUCAUCUAUUCCAGGUAAUGUGACUGGAACAUGCUGUGAAGUGGGUAUUGCCUAUUUUCUGAACAGCAGAUAGAGAUUAUCUACAAUGAAGGUUGACAGAAGCAAGUUAAAGAAAACGCCUACAGAAGCUCCAGCAGACUGCAGGAUACUUAUAGAAAAGCUCAAGGCGUGCAAUGAUGAACAACUACUGGUUGAACUGCAGCACAUCAAGACCUGGAACAUUGGCAAGUGUGAGCUUUACCAUUGGGUGGAUCUGCUGGAUCGCUUUGAUGGCAUUCUGUGUGAUGCAGGCCAGACAGUGGAGAAUAUGUCAUGGCUGCUAGUGUGUGACCGUCCAGACAAUGGACAGCUCAAAGCCUUGCUUUUGGCCGUGCUCAACUUCACAGCUCUGCUCAUAGAGUAUAGCUUUUCUAGGCAUCUCUACAGCUCUAUAGAGCACUUAACCACCUUGUUAGCAUCAUGUGACAUGCAAGUGGUCCUCUCUGUGCUGAAUCUACUCUACGUGUUCAGUAAACGCUCCAACUAUAUCACAAGACUUGGAUCAGAUAAAAGGACACCUCUUCUGGCACGUCUACAACACCUGGCUGAGAGCUGGGGAGGGAAGGAAAAUGGCUUUGGUCUGGCUGAAUGCUGCAGGGAUCUGCCUAUGACAUUUGUUUAUGAGCAGAAGUAUCCUCCCAGUGCCACCACACUGCACUUUGAGUUUUAUGCUGAACCAGGCCCAGAGGUCAAAGUUGAGAGGAAGCAGACAAGUAGUAACACACUACACUAUAUUCACAUCGAGCAGCUUGACAAGAUUUCAGAAAGCCCAUCAGAAAUCAUGGAGUCACUGACAGCGAUGUACAGUAUCCCUAAGGACAAACAAACCCUACUGUUCACGCAUAUUCGGCUGGCCCAUGGGUUCUCAAAUCACAAGAAAAGAUUGCAAGCCGUGCAGGCCCGACUGCAUGCAAUCUCUAUAUUGGUGUACUCAAAUGCACUGCAAGAAUCAGCCAACAGUAUUCUGUAUAAUGGCUUGAUAGAAGAGCUGGUAGAUGUCUUACAGAUUACAGACAAACAGCUUGUGGAUAUCAAGGCAGCAUCUUUGCGCACUUUAACUUCAAUAGUUCAUCUGGAAAGGACACCCAAGCUUUCCAACAUUAUUGACUGCACUGGCACAGCGUCCUAUCAUGGCUUCUUGCCUGUAUUGGUGCGCAACUGUAUACAAGCAAUGAUUGAUCCGUUGAUGGAGCCCUAUCCACACCAGUUUGCCACAGCACUCUUUUCAUUCCUGUACCACCUGGCUAGCUAUGAUGCUGGAGGAGAAGCCCUUGUCUCCUGUGGCAUGAUGGAAGCCCUUCUGAAGGUGAUCAAGUUCUUAGGUGAUGAGCAGGACCAGAUCACAUUUGUGACACGAGCAGUACGCGUUGUGGACCUUAUUACAAAUCUUGACAUGGCUGCCUUCCAGUCCCACAGCGGCCUUUCAAUUUUCAUCUGCAGGCUGGAACAUGAGGUGGACUUGUCACGAAAAGAGUGCCCCUUUGUCAUCAAGCCAAAGAUUCAGAGGCCUAGCUCAACUGUGGAGUCUGAGGACAUGGACACAGAUAUGGAGAUGUCAGAAGUUUCCAUGGAAAGCAGCCCUGGACCAUCAACUUCUUCUGGUUCCAGACCAGAGGUAGACCAACGAGCACAGAACAGUUCUGCAAAUACUCCUCGACCAGGUAUGCAGUGUAUCCCCCAGAGGGCAGCUCUGUUGAAGUCGAUGCUAAAUUUCCUGAAGAAAGCCAUCCAGGAUCCAGCCUUUUCAGAUGGCAUUCGUCAUGUAAUGGAUGGGUCCUUGCCUACCUCACUUAAGCACAUCAUCAGUAAUGCAGAAUAUUAUGGACCUUCACUGUUCCUCUUGGCAACGGAGGUGGUGACAGUCUUUGUAUUCCAGGAGCCAUCCUUGCUGUCUUCCCUGCAGGACAAUGGGCUCACUGAUGUCAUGCUGCAUGCCCUUCUUAUCAAAGAUGUCCCUGCAACUCGUGAGGUGCUGGGUUCUCUACCUAAUGUGUUCAGUGCUCUCUGCCUGAAUGCCAGAGGUCUGCACUCUUUUGUUCAGUGCCAGCCUUUUGAGCGCCUCUUCAAAGUGCUUUUGUCCCCGGACUACCUGCCUGCCAUGCGACGACGACGCAGCUCUGACCCAUUGGGUGACACAGCAUCUAAUUUGGGCAGUGCUGUGGAUGAGCUCAUGAGACACCAACCCACUCUGAAGACGGACGCUACAACAGCCAUUAUUAAGRUACUGGAAGAGAUCUGCAACUUAGGUCGAGCUCCAGAGUACAUCUGUCAGAAACCAUCUAUCCAGAAAGCAGAUGGCACUGUAGCAGUGACACCAGCUCGAUCCAGUCAUGCUGCUGAAGAAGCGUCAAGUGAAGAUGAAGAGGAAGAAGAGGCCCUCCACACAUUCAGCCAGCAGCAGGGGGAACCAGAGAGCAACAGGCAGUCAGUUCCACUUGAACUGGUGGUAGGCACAGAGGAACGAAUACCAAUUCCUCUUAUGGAUUAUAUUCUGAAUGUGAUGAAGUUUGUGGAAUCCAUACUAAGCAACAACACCACCGAUGAUCAUUGUCAGGAGUUUGUCAACCAGAAGGGGCUGCUGCCUUUGGUUUCUAUUCUGGGCUUGCCCAACUUGCCCAUAGAUUUUCCCACCUCAGCAGCCUGCCAAGCUGUGGCUGGUGUCUGCAAGUCCAUAUUGACACUCUCUCACGAACCUAAAGUACUGCAGGAAGGCCUGUGCCAAUUGGACAGUAUUCUGACGUCUCUGGAACCACUUCACAGACCUAUUGAGAUUCCUGGUGGGUCGGUGCUUCUCAGAGAACUGGCUAAUGCUGGCCAUGUCACCGAUGCUACCUUGUCAGCUCGAGCUACGCCUCUCCUACAUGCUUUAACAGCAGCCCACGCCUACAUCCUCAUGUUUGUUCAUACUUGCAGAGUUGGACAGAGUGAGAUCAGAGCUAUCUCAGUAAACCAGUGGGGUUCCCAGUUAGGGUUGAGUGUUCUGAACAAGCUCAGUCAGCUCUACUGCUCUUUGGUGUGGGAGAGCACUGUUUUGCUGUCCCUUUGUACUCCCAACAGUCUGCCUCCUGGAUGUGAGUUUGGCCAGGCUGACAUGCAGAAACUGGUGCCCAAAGACGAGAAACCAUCUGGCAGCACUGCAGCAGCGACAGGCUCUGGAUCUAGAAGAAAUGCAGAAACCGACACUGUGUCUGUGGAUUCAUCUGCUGGUGGUCUGUUGGAAGGCAUGUGUCUGGAUGGGGACACCUUGGCUCCUAUGGAGACUGAUGAACCCUCUACAUCAGACCCUAAGGCAAAGUCCAAACUUACCCCAGCCAUGGCCACUCGCAUCAAGCAAAUUAAACCCCUCCUUUCUGCUUCAUCUAGGUUAGGUAGGGCUUUGGCUGAGCUCUUUGGCCUGUUAGUCAAGUUGUGUGUAGGCUCCCCAGUGCGCCAGCGCCGCUCCCACCACGCCACAAGCACAGGCACCACCCCUACGCCUGCUGCACGAGCAACUGCCUCUGCCCUUACCAAGCUUCUUACCAAAGGUUUAAGUUGGCAGCCCCCACCAUACACACCUACACCACGGUUCAGGCUGACCUUCUUUAUCUGCUCAGUGGGCUUCACAUCUCCCAUGCUGUUUGAUGAGAGAAAAUAUCCCUACCACCUCAUGCUGCAGAAGUUUUUUUGCUCUGGGGGACAUGAUGCAUUAUUUGAAACAUUUAACUGGGCCUUGUCAAUGGGUGGAAAAAUACCUGUGUCUGAGGGUCUGGAGCAUACCGAUCUCCCCGAUGGAACUGGAGAAUUCCUGGAUGCCUGGUUAAUGCUGGUGGAGAAGAUGGUUAAUCCAAGCACUGUACUGGACUCUCCCCACUCUCUGCCUGCUAAAAUGCCAGGGAUCACACCCACCAUGCCCCAGUUCAGUGCUCUUCGGUUUCUCAUUGUCACCCAGAAGGCUGCUUUCAGCUGCAUCCGUAGUCUAUGGAAUAGAAAGCCACUGAAGGUGUAUGGUGGUAGGAUGGCUGAAUCCAUGUUGGCCAUCCUCUGCCACAUACUGAGAGGAGAGCCUGUUAUCCAGGAGCGUCUGGCCAAGGAACGAGAGGGAACAACACGCCCAGAAGAUGAAGGGACCUCCACUAGUUCUUUGGUACCGACCGCAGCCCCAGGAGGUUCCUCAACAACUGCAGAGGCACCAGCAGGUAGUGGAACCACUGCAGCUCCAACUGGAGGAUCAGCUGAAGAUUCUACUAAUUCUACUCCUCGCCAUGAGCCCCAGGUUAACCAGGCUCAGCUCACUCAGGAAAGAUGCAGAGGGAGAGAGGGACACGCUCAGGUCCGCCAGCAGCAGCUUCAGCAGCUGAUGGAUAUGGGUUUCUCAAGAGAACAUGCCAUGGAAGCUUUGCUCAACACCAGCACUAUGGAGCAGGCCACAGAGUACCUGCUUACACACCCUCCUCCCCUGCUUGGAGGAGCAGUAAGGGACCUGACCAUGUCUGAGGAAGACCAGAUGAUGAGGGCCAUCGCCAUGUCACUUGGGCAAGAGGUUAGCAUGGAGCAGCGCUCUGAUUCUCCUGAGGAAGCAGCACGCCGGCGUGAGGAGGAGGACAGGAGAGCCAGGGAGCGGGCAGAAGAGGAAGAAGCACGCUGCUUGGAGCGCUUCAUGGAAGCAGAGCCUCUGGACCCUCAGGAGCUACAUACAUUCACUGACUCCAUGCUGCCUGGCUGUUUUCAUCUUUUAGAUGAGCUGCCUGACACGGUUUACCGACUAUGUGACCUACUAAUGACUGCCAUCAAGAGGAGUGGCCCAGAGUAUAGAGACCUCAUCCUUGGCCAAGUUGUCCACCAGGUGUGGGAGGCUGCAGAUGUUUUGAUAAAGGCUGCAGAGCCUCUGACUACCAGUGACACAAAGACUGUGUCUGAGUGGACCAGACAGAUGGCAACACUGCCUCAGGCCUCGAAGCUGGCAACCCGAAUUCUGCUGCUCACGUUGCUCUUUGAGGUGCCAGAAUUAAAGGAGCUGAAGUUAUUGGGUGCCAGAGUGGUGGAGAGCAGUGGGAUUCUUGAUUUGCUAAUCAAGCUCCUUGAGGUUGUGCAGCCAUGUCUCCAAGCAGCUAAAGAACACAAAGACAUUCAGACGCCAAAAUGGAUUACACCAGUACUGUUGCUUAUUGACUUUUAUGAGAAGAUGGCAGUCUCUUCAAAGCGAAGGGAACAAAUGAACAAGUAUCUGCAGCCAAAUGGAAAUAAUUGGCGCUGGUUUGACGAUCGUUCGGGUCGUUGGUGCAGUUACAGUGCAUCCAACAACAGUACCAUUGACUCAGCAUGGAGAGCUGGGGAGAGCAGCGUCCGCUUCACAGCUGGACGAAGGAGAUACACUGUGCAGUUUAACACUAUGGUGCAGGUAAAUGAAGAAACUGGGAAUAGAAGACCAGUGAUGUUGACGGUCCAGAAAGUGCCUCGUGUUACCAAGCCUUCCAAGACUGGUAACAUUACUGACUCUGAGAGAGAGGAGGGAGACAAGGGCAAAGUGGAAGAAAACCAGGCUGACCUUGACUCCGGGGCAACAGUAGAGAUGAGUGCUUCUAAGGACGAUUCCAGCCAYCUGAAAGAACCCACCUCUUGCCCCUCAGCACCUCUGGAGUCAGACUACUCUCAGAGUUCUGACAUUGUUGUGAAAGGCCUGGCUGAUGACAUGACCACUGUUUUAAUUCGGGCUUGUGUCAGUAUGAUUAGUGUUCCUGUGGACCCGGACACUCUUCAUGCCACACUGCGUCUCUGUUUGCGCCUUACACGCAACCACCACUAUGCAAUGAUGUUUGCUGAGCUGAAGAGUACAAGGAUGAUUCUGGGGCUGACGCAAAGCUCUGGCUUCAAUGGCUUCACUCCGCUUGUUACUUUACUGUUCAGACACAUCAUAGAAGACCCAGCCACUCUGCGGCACACCAUGGAGAAGGUGGUGAGGUCUGCUGUGACCAGCGGAGCAGGUAGCACCACCUCAGGAGUGGUAUCAGGCAGCCUUGGUUCCAGAGAAAUCAAUUAUAUCCUUCGUGUCCUGGGCCCAGCAGCCUGUCGUAACCCUGAAUGCUUUAUUGAAACAGCCAGCAACUGUAUCCGCAUCGCUCUGCCUGCAGCCCGUGGAGCUGGAACAACUUCUGAUGAUGAGUUUGAAAACCUUCGAAUCAAGGGGCCGAAUGCUGUGCAGCUAGUAAAGACCACUCCUUUGAAACCAUCUCCCCUACCUGCCAUUCCUGACACUAUCAAGGAAGUCAUCUGUGACAUGCUCAACGCUUUAGCUGCCUACCAUGCCCCUGAAGAACCUGAGCGUUCAGACGAACGUGCCGCAGCCCCUGGGAGUCAAGACCUGUGCCAGAUUUUGCAGGAUGUCGGUGAUGAUGUUUACCAGCAAUACCGGCUCACCCGACAGGGGAGCGACUUUGACUCACAGUCAGCAUUCCACAUUAAUGCACAAGUGUUCGCUGCUGAUGGAGGUGUGGCAGAGUCUUCCCAAUCUGGCACUCCACAAGGAGAAGCCUCCACACCAGAAGAAAUGCGUGAGGAGAAGAAAGAACAGGAGGGAGAGAAAAGUACGAGCUCAGAUGAAAGUAAAGCAGCUAGAGUCAAGGCAAGCAAGCCUCUAAUGCCAACCUCUACCAUCUUGAGACUGCUGGCUGAACUUGUGCGCUCCUAUGUGGGCAUUGCCACAUUAAUCGCCUCCUAUUGCUACACUGCAGGACAGUCUGAGCUUAUUAAAGAGGAUUGCAGUGUUCUAGCCUUUGUGCUCGACCACUUACUGCCACACACACAGAAUUCAGAGGACAAGGACACCCCAGCCUUGGCGCGUCUCUUUUUAGCAAGCCUGGCAGCUGCGGGCACAGGCACCGAUGCCCAGGUGGCCCUGGUGCAUGAAGUGAAGGCUGCUCUCAGUCGAGCAUUAGCAAUGGCAGAAGGUGCAGAAAAACAUGCCAGACUCCAGGCAGUGAUGUGCAUUAUCAGCACUAUCAUGGAAUCUUGCCCCUCCACAUCCACCUUUUACAGCACUGCAGCAGCCAAGACUCAACAUAAUGGCAUGAACAAUAUCAUAAGACUCUUUCUCAAGAAAGGUCUGGUCAAUGACUUGGCUCGAGUGCCUCACAGUCUUGAUUUGUCCAGUCCUAACAUGGCCAACACAGUGAAUGCUGCACUGAAGCCUCUAGAGACUUUGUCACGCAUUGUUAACCAGCCCAGCAGUCUUUUUGGUGGCAAAGGAGGCUCUAGCAAGAGCAAGACGGAACAAGACACGGUGGGCACUGUCAGGGACAGCAACAGCAACACACAGGACCAAGGAGAGUCUGGAGAAACAGAACCAGUAGACGGCAGUCACAGGGUCCAGGGACCAGACAGUGACCUCAUGGAUGGAGAAACAGAGGGAGACACAGUAGUUAUUGCAGGUCAGCCGGAGGUUUUAAGCACGCAAGCUAUGCAGGUUGAGAAUGAGUUGGUGGACCUGAUAGAUGAGCUGUUGGAGAGAGAUGCUGGAAAUGGGAACAGCACAAUUAUCGUGGGACGUAGUGGUGAGGAUGAAUCUCAAGAGGAUGUAUUGAUGGAUGAGGCUCCAUCCAAUAUCAGCCAAGCAUCCACUCUUCAGGCCAACCGUGAAGACUCUAUGAACAUUCUCGAACCAGAAGAUGAAGAGCACACACAGGAGGAAGAUUCAAGUGGCAGCAAUGAUGACGAAGACAGCCAAGAUGAAGAGGAGGAAGAGGAAGAAGAGGAGGAGGAUCAGGAUGAUGAAGAAGGAGAUGAGGAUGAUGACGAUGAAGGAUCAGAGAUGGAAUUGGAUGAAGAUUUUCCUGACAUCAAUGCUGCACCGCAUAUCCGUUUUGAAAGAUUUGACAGGGAUGAUGACCUCAUUAUUGAGUUUGACAACAUGUUUUCCAACAACACUGACAUCCCAUCCUCCCCAGGGAACAUCCCCAGCUCCCACCCUCUGAUGGUGCGCCAUGCUGACCAUGGUUCCCUUACUCUGGGUGUGGCAGGCACUAGUGGCCGCCUGGCACAGGGCAUGGGUCGCAGCCAACGAACAUUACGUCAGCUCACUGCAAACAGUGGACACACCAUCCACGUCCACUACCCUCACAACCGCCAGCCCAAUCCUCCACUUAUUUUGCAGAGAUUGUUGGGCCCAAGUGCUGCUGCAGACAUUUUGCAGCUGUCCAGCUCUCUACCUCUGCAGUCCCGUGGUCGGGCUCGGCUUUUGGUUGGAAAUGAAGAUGUGCACAUCAUUGCGCGAUCUGACGAUGAGUUGUUAGAUGACUUUUUCCAUGAGCAGAGCAGCACUGGGGGACAAGCAGGCACUCUCUCCAGUAUUCCCACUGCCUUAACUAGAUGGACUGAUGAGUGUAAGGUGCUGGAUGCUGAAAGUAUGCACGACUGUGUAGCAGUGGUGAAAGUGCCUAUCCUGCAGCAUCUGGAGAGUCUAAGAGAUGAAGAACUGGAAGAGCGCAGAGAAAAGAGACGGAGGCAGCUGGCUGAGGAGGAGGAAUUCAAGCAGAAUGAAAGGAGAGCUUCUGAACAAGUCAGAGAACAAAACCUUCAGGGUUCUGGAUUGGGAACAGUUAAUGGCACCGAGAAUACUGCAGAAGGUGAACAAGUUCAGGAUGGUACGAUGUCAUGUCUAGACACACCCAGGGUCUCAGAGGGKUUCCUCACUGCUCCUCCGUCUGGAGAGGUGACUCCAACAACCCCUGCUCCUCAUGAGCAGGCACUGGUCUCUUUGGAGACUGCUAUUAGUCAGCAGGUCCACCAGCCAAUUGCUGACCUGCUCCUGGCUGAAUCACAUGCCAGUUCACUGGCUGCUCUGGCUGGUACUGGCCUUCCAUCUUUGUCAGCGCCCGAAAGGCCACACGGUGAAGCCGAAGCAUCGCAGAUGGAAAUGUCCCCAGCACCAAUCAUUGGUGAAAGAGUUGGAGGAGGUGUCGGUGGAGGCGUUUUGGAUGAAGCCAGGGAAGCCUCCCUAAGUCCAGAUAUUGUAGAGAAUUCAGAACCCGCAGUGGUUGGUGUUUCACAACUGGAAGGGUCACCGAUGGACACCAGCAGCCCUGCUUCUGCUACUCAGGAAGACGCUGCUUCCAACCCUGCUCAGUCUACCCAGCUGUCACAAGAGCUGUCCGGCAGCGGGGAGAGUGGACUGACUGACAGACAGACGGAUGCAGAGACUGGCUCCACAUCUGUGUCCUCCCCGGGAGAAACAAUGCCCAGGAGUGAUAGUGCUGACAGCCAAUCCCAGGCCAUUCAAGAGGAGCCUCUCCCGUCCACCAGCAAUGAGGAUGAGGACCCACUUGCAGGGAUCAGUUUGCCAGAAGGUGUGGACCCAUCCUUCUUAGCAGCUCUUCCGGAGGACAUUCGUCGAGAGGUCCUGCAAAAUCAGCUUGGCAUCAGACCUCCAUCACGUCCUCCUGUUGCCACAACCUUACCCACCACUAAUGCACCAGUGCUUGGAGGUCCAGGAGUUACAGAGGUCAGCCCUGAGUUUCUGGCAGCGUUGCCACCUGCCAUUCAAGAGGAGGUUCUUGCCCAACAACGAGCUGAGCAGCAGCGUAGAGAACUUGCUCAACAGCCUCCACAGGGAGACACCCCACUGGAUCCAGUCACCUUCAUCCAGACUCUGCCUUCAGAGCUUCGUCGCAGUGUCCUCGAGGACAUGGAGGACAGCGUGUUGGCUGUCAUGCCUCCAGACAUCGCUGCUGAAGCAGCUGCGUUGCGAAGAGAGCAAGAGGCCCGUCAGAGACAACUAAUGCAUGAUAGAUUGUUUGGUCAUAGCUCAUCUUCAGCCCUUUCAGCAAUCUUGCGCUCACCAGCUUUCACCAGCCGGUUAGGAAGUAUUCGUGGCGUUCCGUAUACCCGUCCGGCUGUCCAAAGAGGAGGGACGUUUCAAAUGGGUGGAGGAACGAACCACAGACCAUCUAGUUCAAAUGUGGAUUCUUUGUUGCGCCUGCGUGGACGUUUGCUGCUAGACCACGAGGCUUUGUCUUGCCUGCUGGUUUUGCUGUUUGUAGACGAACCGAAGCUGAACACCAGCCGUCUGCACCGUGUUCUCAGGAACCUCUGUUACCAUUCUCAAACACGAGGGUGGGUCAUCCGCAGCCUGCUGUCCAUCCUCCAACGCAGCAGCGAAAGUGAAGUAUGUCUGGAGACAUCACGCCUAGAAGAUUCCCGUGGCAAGAGAAGCAUCCAAGGAGGCUGUGGAGGGAAAGGUCCAGCCAGCUCUUCUCACUCUUCAUCCUCCUCAUCCUCUAUAGAGCUGUUGAACAGGGUGGAGUCUCGUAGCUCCAGCCAGCUUUCCUGGCUUUCUGUCUCUAUGGAUGCAGCUUUGGGCUGCAGGACAAACAUUUUCCAGAUUCAGCGAGCGUCAGGAAGGAAGCACGCUGAUCGACAUUCAGCUGGAGGUGCCACAGGAUCUGGAACGCUGGGGGGAGGAGUCUCAGGCACCGCUACAGGUGUCACAUGUGCUGGAGGUGGAGGCUCUACAGUUCACAUUCACCCACAAGCUGCUCCAGUGGUCUGUCGACAUGUGUUGGACACACUCAUCCAGUUAGCAAAGGUGUUUCCUAGUCACUUCACCCAGCAGCGAUGCAAGGAUUUAUCAACUGCUGCUUCUGAUCUGGAUUCUCGACUUUCUUCAGGUUCUUCUGUGGGAGUGAGUGUAGGCUUGGGCUCUAGGUCAGGGUCUCAGUCACAGAUAAAUCCCACUGCCUCAAACACUCAGAAUCCCUUGGGCUCAUCUGCAGCUACCCCUCAGUCUUUAGGCAUCUCCACAGAUUUUUGGGACUUGCUUGUCAAACUUGACAACAUGAAUGUCAGCCGCAAGGGCAAAGCCUCUAUGAAAAUGGUACCUCUGGGUGCCGGUGCAGACGCUGAAGGAGCACAGUUCAGCUUGGAGACUUCUCCUCUUGGCCAGCUGAUGAACAUGCUGUCUCAUCCCGUAAUCAGGCGGAGCUCCCUGCUGACAGAAAAGCUGCUGCGCCUUCUCUCCCUCAUAUCCAUUGCUCUGCCUGACAACAAGGCCACUGAGGUGCCUGCAGGACACCAGACUCCACAGGUUGCCAACCCUAACACAGCAAGCUCAGGUGCCAGUGUUUCAGUCCCCACGCAAGGCACGACGUCAGUGGGCUCUGGGCAGCCCACUGUGGCAGCUCCUGGGGUCUUGGUAGGAGCUGCAGCGCAGAGUACAUCCUCAGGGACAAAUCUGUCAAUCUCCCAGGCAUCCUCUACUACAAUAAUUAUACCCACAUCUACUGGAAUCACCUCUACAGGGAAACAGAGGGGGACUACUGGUAGUACAGAGAGUGAUAAGAUGGCCUCUGCUGGACUCACAGAGAAACAACUUCAACUUUCUGUGGAGGUGUUGACGUCUCACUCGUGUUCAGAGGAGGGUCUAGAGGAUGCUGCGAAUAUUCUGCUGCAGCUAUCCAGAGGCGACGGCGCCACCAGAGACACGGUGCUCAGACUGCUGCUCAGUGGAGCUCGACACCUCGGAUACACACUUUGCAAGCAGAUCGGCACAUUACUGGCUGAACUCCGAGAGUACAACUUGGAGCAGCAGAGACAGGCACAGUCUGACUCUAAUUCACCAGAUGCACCUCCAGAGGACUCCUCCAUCUCAGCUAGACUAAAAGGCAAAAUGACCAGCAGGUUUGACGGGUCAGAGAGUGUGGUGAUUGUGGCUACACAGAAACGCACACUGGGAGGCCGUGAAUUGCAGCUCCCUUGUAUGAGCUCACUAACAUCCAAAACUUCAACACAGAAGUUUUUCUUGCGAGUGCUGCAGGUUAUAAUCCAGUUACGUGAAGACACUCGGCGUGCCAACAAAAAAGCAAAACAAACYGGUCGAUUAGGCUCCAGCAGUUUGGGCUCAGCCAGCAGCAUCCAGGCUGCCGUGCGUCAGCUUGAGACUGAGGCUACCAUGCGUCAGCUUGAGGCUGAGGCUGAUGCCAUUAUUCAGAUGGUGAGAGAGGGACAGCGUGCACGUCGACUCCAACAAGCCCCUCCACCAACUGCCCCUUCUGCCUCUGCCGCCGGAUCUUCUGUGGCUGCCCCCCAUGCUCCCACUGGUGCUGCUGCCCCUACUGGCACGGCUGCUGCUGCCACGUCUGAAGUGCAGUCAGCACCUGAGGCCCAGUCAGCACAGAGAGAUGAGUCUCCAAUGGAUGUCGACCAGCCAUCUCCUCUAGUGCAAGACCCUGCACCGCUGGAUGAAGAAGGAAAUGGUCAGUCAGAAAGUGAAGAGAAAGUUCCUGACCUCCCUCUGCUCAGUGAGCAGCUGCUGUUGGAUGAACUGUGGGACAUGCUUGGGGAGUGCCUGAAAGAGCUGGAGGAGUCUCAUGAUCAGCAUGCUGUGCUGGUGCUUCAGCCUGCUGUGGAGGCCUUCUUUUUAGUUCACGCCACAGAACGAGAGAGCAAACCUCCUGUGAGGGACACGCGGGAGAGUCAGCUUUCUCACAUCAAAGACGAGCCUCCGCCGCUGUCCCCAGCACCCCUGACACCUGCCACGCCUUCAUCUCUGGACCCCUUCUUUUCCAGGGAACCAUCCUCGAUGCACAUUUCUUCAAAUCUGCCACCAGACACCCAGAAGUUCCUCCGCUUUGCCGAAACUCAUCGCACUGUGCUAAAUCAGAUCUUGCGACAGUCUACCACUCAUUUGGCUGAUGGACCUUUUGCCGUGCUGGUUGACUACAUACGCAUCCUGGACUUCGAUGUUAAGAGGAAGUACUUCCGUCAGGAGUUAGAGCGACUGGAUGAAGGUCUGAGAAAAGAGGACAUGGCUGUGCACGUGAGACGAGAUCAUGUGUUUGAGGAUUCCUACAGAGAACUGCAUCGCAAGAGCCCCGAGGACAUGAAGAACAGGCUGUAUAUUGUGUUUGAAGGGGAGGAGGGUCAAGAUGCCGGCGGCCUUCUGAGGGAAUGGUACAUGAUAAUCUCCAGAGAGAUGUUCAACCCGAUGUACGCCCUGUUCCGCACCUCCCCAGGGGACCGCGUCACCUACACCAUAAACCCGUCGUCUCACUGCAACCCCAACCAUCUCAGCUACUUUAAGUUCGUGGGUCGUGUUGUUGCCAAGGCCGUCUACGAUAACCGGCUACUGGAAUGCUACUUCACCCGCAGUUUUUACAAACACAUCCUGGGAAAGAGUGUCAGGUAUACAGACAUGGAAAGCGAGGACUACCCGUUCUUCCAGGGUUUGGUAUACUUGCUGGAGAACCAUGUGUCCACACUGGGUUACGAGCUGACAUUUAGCACAGAGGUCCAAGAGUUUGGAGUGUGUGAAGUUAGAGACCUCAAGCCGAAUGGAGCCAACAUAGUGGUCACAGAAGAAAACAAGAAGGAGUAUGUGCACCUGGUGUGCCAGAUGAAGAUGACAGGUGCAAUCCGCAAACAGCUGGCAGCCUUCCUUGAGGGAUUUUACGAGAUCAUCCCCAAGCGGUUGAUCUCCAUCUUCACUGAGCAGGAGCUGGAGCUGCUCAUCUCUGGCCUACCCACCAUUGACAUUGAUGACCUGAAGGCCAACACUGAAUAUCACAAAUACCAAUCCAGCUCUAUUCAGAUUCAGUGGUUCUGGAGAGCCUUGCGAUCUUUUGAUCAGGCAGACCGGGCCAAGUUCCUACAGUUCGUCACUGGCACGUCUAAGGUUCCCCUCCAGGGUUUUGCAGCUCUGGAGGGCAUGAACGGCAUCCAGAAGUUUCAAAUCCACCGUGAUGAUCGUUCAACUGACCGCCUGCCAUCUGCUCAUACCUGCUUUAACCAGCUGGACCUUCCAGCCUAUGAGAGCUACGAGAAGCUGAGACAUAUGCUGCUGUUGGCCAUUCAGGAAUGCUCAGAGGGGUUUGGACUGGCUUAAACCACGAGACUCUUAACACACACACACACACACACACACACACACAGACAUGCGUACAAUUAAUUAGUUUCGCCUACUCCUGAUACAUUCACACUGGUAACCUCUGAACGCACGCACACACUAUCAUAGACAUUACUGGAUUACUCAUUGAAUGGCCUAGUCUUGCUGGUUCUUAUUCCAUAUAAAA
This is a messenger RNA of Austrofundulus limnaeus, 14331 nucleotides long. It is a transcript of the gene huwe1, whose product is annotated as HECT, UBA and WWE domain containing E3 ubiquitin protein ligase 1. The transcript is spliced from 82 exons. Gene Ontology annotation, cellular component: nucleus; Golgi membrane; cytoplasm. Gene Ontology annotation, molecular function: zinc ion binding; ubiquitin protein ligase activity; protein binding. The record is from RefSeq and is a predicted model, not a curated record. Gene Ontology annotation, biological process: Golgi organization; membrane fusion; base-excision repair. NCBI's taxonomy places the organism in Eukaryota, Metazoa, Chordata, Actinopteri, Cyprinodontiformes, Rivulidae. The coding region runs from base 342 to 14144 and encodes 4600 amino acids.